Messenger RNA from Scaptodrosophila lebanonensis, 3640 nucleotides. RefSeq lists its product as uncharacterized. The transcript has 3 exons. Gene Ontology annotation, molecular function: sequence-specific DNA binding. The coding region runs from base 19 to 3462 and encodes 1147 amino acids. The record is from RefSeq and is a predicted model, not a curated record. Gene Ontology annotation, biological process: spermatogenesis; piRNA processing; negative regulation of DNA-templated transcription. Lineage: Eukaryota; Metazoa; Arthropoda; Insecta; Diptera; Drosophilidae. Gene Ontology annotation, cellular component: nucleus; P granule.
AAGGCGGAAGAUGUGAAAAUGGAUUCAGCAAUAAAGUUCCACAAUAAUGGAUUCAUGUUGCAUACCAAUGAACGUCGUGGCCGCCAAAAACAUGAGUGCAUAAAGAAAGCCGGCAAGAAUUGGGUGAUAAUUGAUUCCAAAGAACAGAAAGGCUACCAUAAAACGACGCAAUCUGCGCAACAAGGUUCAGAGGAUUUGUGUCAACACGCAUGUGCGGAUGCCGAAAUAAUAAAGGAACCGCGAUUUAACGCAUUUAAGCAUAGAAAGAUGCAGCGGCACAUCGAACAGAUUGUUAGAUCCAGUGUUAAACGCUCUGAAAUCGAGUCGCGCUCAUACUUUUUUGUGAUGGUAAAUUAUUUUACGAAGGCAAGAAAUUGGGAUGUCUAUACGCCGGCAGAAAUAGCUGUCUCCCAGUUUUCAUUAAGGGAAGGAGUGCAGCGUAUCUACCACACCCUCGUCAAUCCAGGUGCCAAUCUCUAUGGGGCUAAAUUUCAGACACAACAACAUGCCAAUCUUACACAUAGACUACCUGUGCCUCCAAAAGCCUUGGGCGAAGUCAAGCUCGAAAAAAUAUACAACGAUCUUGUAGAGUUUGUGUGUGGCAAUUUGAAAAAUGAGGAUGAGAUGCCACCCGUGUUUACGAUGGCGAAGGACAUACCCAUUGUUACUAGCGUUUUGAAUUUUAUCAGUAGUGGCUUGCGAAGUAAGCUGAAAGUUUAUUCGCUAGAAUAUCUAUUUUUCAUAAUGAAAGAAGCCACAUGUGAGGCUGGUGGUUUGCCGGCGCCAAAAGAUAUAUAUAUUACUAAUGCACUGAUGAAGGUGGACACUUACGAGCAUCAGUCAAAUAUAGGUUGCAAAUAUCAUGCAAAACGCAAUCUAUCUAAAUAUUGUGCCAAGUCAUACGUAACCCGAUGGGGGUUUAUGUUUGCCAAUUACAUGUGCCAUGAUUUGGGCAUUAAACUACACACAAAUCGUCAUAUGCCUUCAAAUUUGAAAACUACGAUAGGAAAACCUGCAAAUGAAGUAGAUGGAGUUGAAUCGAGGCCAGAACCAAAACCUGCAAAUGAAGUAGAUGCAGUUGAAUCGAGGCCAGAACCAAAACCUGUACAACUUGAGAUUAUCCCAAGCAAUUCAAACACAAAUCCAGAGAACGAAAUUGAAAAUGAGCAGCAUGAGGACCCUUUAAUUCAAAUUAAAAUCGAUGAUAUCAAAAGUGAACCACCCGAUGAUAUUGAUAACAUAUUUAGUGCGGAUAUAUGGGAAGCAUUUGAGGACUUGGAAAAGUUUAUCCAGCAAGAGGAUGCUCUCCAAAAUGAAAUUCAAUCACCGGCAUUCUCAGUUUCAGUUAAGGAAACAAAUAAAGAAGAAAUCAUAUUUACACGUCGACCAAAUCGUGAAACCAAAAUAGAAAUCUCAGCAUCAGUGGAUGAAAGUGUUUCAACUGAGGUUCAGGAGGAAGAAACGGAGGAAGAGCCGAACGAACUGGAAUUUUUAGCUACAGAAACGUUUAUUAUGCAUAAAGAGGAAAAAGAUAAGGUAACAUUGGGUACGGCUAGCUCGGAACCAAAAACCAACUUAACGAAAUCCCCGAUUGUAUGUAUUGAGAUCGAAGAGGACAUGAGUGCAGUGGAAACGAACCUUAGCAACUCCCUUAAUAAGGAAAGCACUAUUUCACCGGUUACAAGUCUACAGUCCAUGGAUAAAGGACGCACUUGUUAUCGAAAGGGCACCCCACCAAUAGGGAACCGUAAAAACAGUAUUUGUUCGAUUUCAAGCGAUGAUCGUAGCACACUUUUAAGAAGAAGCAUCUCACCAUACAAUGAUGAAAUAAGACAGAGGAAAAGUUCUACUCCUAAGAGAAAUGGUUAUCACCGUGGCCGCUCCAAUUCAAGGGUACAUAGCAGACUGUACAAGUAUGAUGGAAGGCUCGUCUCGCCUAGACACAAACAGGAACAUCGGGCUCGCUCAAGAGGAAGUGCUCGCACCCGUCGGAGUAGAAGUACUUCAUUGAGAAGAUGUCGGCCAUUAAAAUACCACUCUAGGUCCAGAAGUUGUUCCAAUUCACUUAACAGAAAAAGUAUUUCGAGAAGAAGACCAUGCAGUUUUCGGGGCCGUUCUAGCUCAGAAGAGAGCGAUAAUAUUACCAAAAUUGGCAACGUCUCACCAUGCAGGAGAAUAUCAGUUAGAAGAAAUCACCGGCACCAUGACCAUUCCAGAUCAAGAGAUCGAUCAAAUUCACUUAAAAGAAGGAUUUUAGAAAGAAGACAGUACAGACAUCGCAGCCGAAGUAGUUUUGAAAAACAUGGUGGAGAAACUGAAAACGGCAGCAUUUCAACCAGAAGAUCUGCAGUUAGAAGAAAUCAACGGUACCAUGACCAUUCCAGAUCAAGAAGUCGUUCGAAUUCACGGAAAAAAAGGAUCUUAGAAAGAACACGGUACAGACAUCGCAGCCGAAGUAGUUUUGAAAAACAUGGUGGAAAAACUGAAAAUGGCAACGUGUCAACAAGAUCUGUAGUUAAAAGAAAUCAACGAUAUCAGGAACAUUCCAGAUCUAAAAGUCGUUCUAUUUCUAGUUUUGAAGAAAACGGUUACAUAUUAAUUAACAGUAUUGAUUUAAGCAGAAGAAAUCAACAAUCGCGGGAGCGUUACAGAAGAAGAAGAAGUUCUUCCGAUUCCCUUAGUCGAAGAAGUAUUUCGCGACCGAGGCAGUACAGAUACCGUUCAAGAUCACGGGAAAGUGGUAGGAUAUAUAAUAAUCGGAAUGUUUCACCAAACAGAAGAGAUUAUCAUAGACAACUCAAAUCAAGAGAACAUAGUCCUUACAGUUACCGACAAAGUAUUAAGUAUUUGACGGACAACCGGACCGAAAUGAAUUUAUGCCGCCGUCAAAGCAGAAGUAUCUCCCCGAAAGGGUGCGUAACGAAGCAAUUAUCUCAAAAUUAUCAAUCAAGGUCAACUUCAAAUUCAUCAAGUAAUGAAAUUGUGCCAAAAACUGAAAGUACAGAAAAAAAUAAAGAAAUACAACCGAACAGUUCAAAAGGAAAUCUUCAGUUGGGUGAUCAGAACAUUGAGCCUGGAGAAUAUGCCUAUAAUGAGAGCAUGAAUCCUGCACUGCAAGGAUAUGGAGUAUCGCAACCGAUUCAUGCAGCUCAAUACACCCAAACAUCCUACAGUACAUCCCAUCAUCUUACAUACAUAAGUUAUCAAUCAACGUUGGAUUAUAAGCCACAACAAAUGUUAAAUGACCCAUUAAACUUGCGGCAUCGUCUAGGACCUCGUACGUCUUUAAAAGAUCAGGAUCUACGACUUCGCUUACUUAAACAGAACGAAUAUAUUACACCGUUACCCAAUCAAACAGACGUUUAUUUUCCUAAUCCACAAAAUCAACUACACCCUUCAAUUUGGGGAUUUAAUCCUGGACAGUAUAGUGGGGUUCAAUAUGGCUAUUGCUACUUUCCCUAAAACCAUUUGAACUCGAGUGUUUUUAACAGUGCAUAAUGUAACAUUCCUUCAUGAAGGAUAUGUAUUUUAAAGUAUGUGUUAGCAGUGGACAUAAAAUUAAAUCCUCUUACAUGUUUGAUGUGGAAACAGCUGAAUAAUUGUCGCGAAGACUUUUUUUUUUUCUUGAAAUCAAUUUGAA